AUGGGCGUUUUGCCCAUCAGGUUGAUCGAACCAAAGGGGUCGAAAGAAACUUACGCCUUUCUCGACAAUGGCUCAGAUUCCACCCUCUUGUCCUGUGCGGCCGCCGAGACUUUGAGUAUUGAAGAUCCAGUAACGAGAAUCCGAGCUACCUUGCUAGCCGGAAUUACUUGUAAAACAACCUCGGAGGUAAACUUUGCGGUUCCAUCAUUAGAUGCUGAUCAUCAGCUGCAAGUGGAGAAGGCCUACACGCUCGAAUCACUACCUAUACAAGUAGCUUACGACCCACCUGAAACUAUGAAUUGCUGGCCUCAUUUGAAGGGUAUACAUUUCGAGAAAAUCCAAAAUAAUACUGUUGAUCUGCUGAUUGGCACAAACACUCCAGAAGCACAAGAUCAACGUAUCGGAACUUCCCGACAACCCUACGCAUUAAAAACAGUUAUAGGAUGGGUAUUGCUCGGUCCCGCGAGAGGGGAGCGUUCUUCCGCAAGAUCUGUCAAUUGUCUAGCUACGGAGAGGACGAUGCAGUCGCAAAUUACCAAACUCUUUGAAAUCAAAUUCGUUGAGGAUAACCAAAAGGAUGAGUUGGCGAACUCCCAGGAGGACAAGUUGGCCCCAGAAACCGUUCGAAGUUCAGCAACUGUUGUGGGGAAUCAUUUUCAGCUUCAUCUACCGUGGAAGAAAAACUGGCGUGAUAUUCCCUUUUAUCGAUAUCUAGCAGAGAGAAGGGUAAAUAACCUGCGAGUACAACUCCAAAGAGAUCCGAAACUGCUGUGUAGAUAA
This is a messenger RNA of Echinostoma caproni, 780 nucleotides long. The record is from the annotation of a GenBank genome assembly. Lineage: Eukaryota; Metazoa; Platyhelminthes; Trematoda; Plagiorchiida; Echinostomatidae.